Molecule: messenger RNA, 3272 nt
Organism: Oncorhynchus masou masou (cherry salmon)
Lineage: Eukaryota; Metazoa; Chordata; Actinopteri; Salmoniformes; Salmonidae
Product: E3 ubiquitin-protein ligase RNF14-like
Exons: 12
Coding region: 442-2931 (829 amino acids)
Biological process (GO): protein polyubiquitination; ubiquitin-dependent protein catabolic process; positive regulation of proteasomal ubiquitin-dependent protein catabolic process
Cellular component (GO): cytoplasm; ubiquitin ligase complex
Molecular function (GO): zinc ion binding; ubiquitin protein ligase activity; ubiquitin conjugating enzyme binding
Source: RefSeq, a predicted model, not a curated record
ACAGUUACCGCCUGUAUAUAGCCACGCUAUUGUUAUUUACUGCUGCUCUUUAAUUAUUUUUUAAUCUUAUCUUUACUUUUUUUAAGGGAUCUUCUUUAAAACUGCAUUGUUGGUUAAAGGCUUGUAAGUAAGCAUUUCACUGUAUGGUACCUGUUGUAUUCGACGUGUGUGACAAAUAAAAUGUGAUUGGGUUUGAUUUGAAAGUAUACGAAUCAACCAACAGGAAGCUAGCUCUACGUUUCGAAGUCCAGAGAUUUCCUAUAGGCGGGUUCACAACAACAUUAGUGCUUCGGAGGCAAUAGAACGCGGAAGUAAAUUUACAACAGUAAAGGAGCUAAACCAAAUCGAAAAAAGUAUUGUAUCUAGUGUAGGCCUAUUAUUCUCAUAAACGUAGCUAUAAUAAUACGUUUAGUAGAUGUAGUGAAGUGACGCUGGAGUAUUAUGAACGCGGAAUUGGAAGAACAGGAGGAUGAACUGCUGGCGCUCGCGAGUAUCUACAGUCAGGAGUUCAGACGGGCUGUGUCAGGAUUGGGUGGGGAAAUCCGGGUCUCUUUGGACCUUCCUCGGGACUUCAGUGUGAUUGUCAAAGCAGGUGACAAGCACAGAGAUUAUGUCAUAUCUUUCCUCCCUCCUCUGGUGCUGACCUUCAACCUACCUUUGGAUUACCCCUCCACCUCAUCACCCGAGUUUAUACUGACCUGUAAGUGGCUCUCCCAUAGUCAGCUCUCAGCAGUGUGUAAGCAUUUGGAUGAGAUAUGGGAGGACACUGUGGGCAGUGUGGUCCUCUUCUACUGGGUCCAGUUCCUCAGAGACGACCUGCUUGACUUCCUGAAUAUCCGGCCACCGCUGGAGAUCCCUGUCAAUGACCAGGGCCAAGCCACUCCAUCUACUGAGGGCAGCGAGGCUGGAGACUCUCAGGGGGAAGCAGAAGGUAGUGUAGUUGAAACCUCUGAUGAGGCUGCAGUGUCCCUGGACCCAAGGGCCCUGUCAAUGUUAGCCACAGACACAGACCUCCUGGUGCAUCUGCUGGACUAUGAUGAGAGACAGAGGCUGAGAGUGUUCGAGGGACAGGCAUAUGGCUGUGGGAUCUGCUUCAUGAGCAAGUUAGGCUGUAGUCAGUACAGAAAGUGCGGCCAUAUUUAUUGCAACGAAUGCAUGUCGGAGUACUUCACGGUCCAGAUCAGAGACGGGAACGUCCGUGGCCUUACCUGUCCAGAGCCUGAGUGCAGCUCCACAGCUACACCCUCACAGGUGAAGCGGUUGGUUGGGGAGGAGUUAUUCACCCGUUAUGACCGCCUCCUGCUCCAGUCCACUCUGGACCGCAUGGCUGACGUGAUUUACUGCGCCCGCAAGGCCUGUGUUGCCCCAGUGGUGCUGGAACCGGACACAACCGCUGCCCUCUGCCCCUCCUGCCGCUAUGCCUUCUGCACUAUCUGUCGCAAGACCUACCAUGGCACCUCCCACUGUAAACUAAGCGCAAACACAUUCCUGACCUCAGGCUCUGACUCAGCUGCUGAGUCAUCCUAUGCAGGUGUACCUCAGACAGAGGCUGGGCUCCAGGGCCUAUGGGAAGAUUAUGCCUCAGGCAGUGAGGAGAGGAGAAUGUUCCUGGAGAAACGCUAUGGGAAACACAUUCUCAACACAGUGGUGGAGGAGAGCCUGAGUGAAGGCUGGAAAGGCCAGAACAGCAAAAAAUGUCCAUCCUGCCGUGCCAACAUACAGAAGACCGGUGGCUGUAACAAGAUGGCCUGUUUCACCUGUGCAACUCCACCAUCGAGCACUACUGGUCCACCAUUGAGCUCAGCAGCCCCACAGUCAGGUGGGACCCCUGUCCAACAAACGAGGUCAAAUGAUCCACUGUCAAGCUCAACAGCCACUUCAUCCUCAACAACUUCAGCAUCAGAUACAACAGCUUCAUCAGUUGGUAUAACACCCUCGUCAACAGAUGUAACACCCUCACUGGUUGGUGCCUCAUCUCAAGUGUCAAACACAGACAAUCCUACAUCUAUUGCAACAACUAAAGCAUCAAGUUUGACGCGUCAACGUCCAAAUGCAACAGCUCUGCCAUCAAAUGUAACAACUCCAUCUACCAAUACAAGCUCUCAGAGUGCAUGGACAACUCUGGCCACUACAGGCGGGUCAUUGAAUACCACUCAAUAUCACUUUGGCAAUUUGUCGACACCAUUUCCUGGGAUUAAUGGAACUAGCCCAGUUCCUCUGGUGGCUUCAUUCUCAAGGAGAUGUUCUUCAAAUCCACCUCUGUGUUGUCUUGGGCUCAACAAUUCCUGUUUCAGAGGGUGCUUCUGUGAUGUGGCUUGUAUAAGGUUGAAAGAUUGCUGCCCAGACUUCCAGACUACUUGUGUGACAGGUGUGCAGAUUGGAUCAGCCACGGUGUCCUCUGUCUCCAAUGCAACCAACGCAACCAACGCAACCAACGCAACCAACGCAACCAACGCAACCAAUGUAACCAACGCAACCAACGCAACCAAUGCAACCAACGCAACCAACGCAACCAACGCAACCAACGCAACCAACGCAACCAAUGCAACCAAUGCAACCAAUGCAAGCAAUGCAACCAAUUCCACUUCCACAUCAUUCCCAGUGUUCUCAUUUCCAGGAAGUUGUUCUGCGCGGCCGGCCUUGUGCUGUAAAGGCGCCAACGUGAACUGCUUCAGAGGGUGCUUCUGUGACGAGGUUUGUCAGACUCUAAAUGACUGCUGUCCUGACUAUGCAGAAACCUGCACAAAAGACAUUCAGAAGGUGAUUGGUAGUGGAUCUAUAUCCAUUCUUGCUCCACCCAAUUCAACUGAUGCGUCUCUUGAAGUGUCUAUUCAGAAUGCAGCAUUACAGCUGCAGACCUAUCUCAAGACAACAUACACUGAAAUCAGCUCCUUCAGAAUCAUCAAACUUAAGAAGACUGGAAAGACUUAAUUUGUAAAUCUGCUCAAACACAUCGAAAAUAUGUGAUUGCAUUUUAGAUUAGAUUGCAUUUUUCUUUCUCUCUGUGUGAUGAAACUAAACAUAAUUGAUUAUAUUACAACGUAAAGCACUUGUAAUAGAUACUUCUAAUGUAUAUCUGGUUUGAUGGGUACUAUGUGGGAGAACAAUAAUAUGUGAAUUGUAUUGGUCGCAUACACAUAUUUAGCAGAUGUUAUUGUGGGUGUAGUGAAAUGCUUGUGUACAGAGAAAUGCUUUGCACGGCUGUCUGUGGAUGAGAUAUGUCUUUAAUGUAAUUUCUCAAAUAAAUUGUCAGACUUAUUGGACUAAACAUU